Molecule: messenger RNA, 3571 nt
Organism: Oncorhynchus nerka (sockeye salmon)
Lineage: Eukaryota; Metazoa; Chordata; Actinopteri; Salmoniformes; Salmonidae
Product: collagen alpha-1(XIII) chain-like
Exons: 39
Coding region: 273-2222 (649 amino acids)
Biological process (GO): extracellular matrix organization
Molecular function (GO): extracellular matrix structural constituent conferring tensile strength
Source: RefSeq, a predicted model, not a curated record
UACCGUAUACUGCAGAUAAUUAAUAACUUAAACAGCUGUGGUAUAUGAUUGACCCUCGACUUAAAGAAGCAUGCUAUCGUCUCUUUCAUGUCAAUGAGGUCUAUCAGACCAAAUGAAAUGAUGUCAUGUUUUAUUUGUUUUUUCUUUUGUUGUGGAAUGCGGCCUUUGUUUUCUUUUGUGUCUGCCUGCUAUAACUGAACCUGACAGAAUACAAUGAGCACAGACAACGACUUUUUGACAUACAGUAUUGGAUACAAUCCAAAUACUCUGCAAUGAGACAGUUCAAUAAUGACAUAAUACUGUCGAUAACGCUCCAAAAACCAUUUUAUUCUGGCCUGGCGCAGUGUGAUGUGAACUCUCUUUGUAAUAAUGUCACGUUCACUUUUUAUGUUGUACCCAUUUCUCUCACCCCUUUUCAGGGUCCGCCCGGACGAUCAGGCUUUCCGGGUGACAAAGGAACAAUGGGAAUUCCUGGAAGAAUGGGGAUAAAAGGAUACGCAGGGGAGAAGGGAGCGCCAGGGGAGCCAGGCCUGUCUAUCAUUGGGCCACGAGGACCUCCUGGACAGCCAGGAACAAGAGGCUUCCCAGGCUUUCCGGGUCCGAUUGGGUUGGACGGAAAGCCCGGACAGAACGGCUUGAAAGGAGACUUGGGUCAACGUGGUCUUAAAGGAGUGGCAGGUGAACCUGGUCUGAAAGGGGAAAAGGGCAUAUGUGGAGACUACACUCACAGGCAGAUCUUGCCCAUCCCCAUGCGAAACAUGCCCCCAAUAAACCCUGUAAUCCUAAAGCGCCUCAAGCAGGGCGAGCCUGGAGCUCAGGGCCCACCAGGACCUCCUGGCCCCCCAGGGCCCUCAGGGACCUCUGGACUGAAUGGUGCUAGUGGACCGCCGGGUAAACCUGGUGAACCAGGAAAACCUGGGAAAGAUCUACGGCUCCUACCAGGGAUGAAGGGUGAGCCAGGCAUGGCAGGAAUAAAGGGCGAUGUUGGCCCCGCUGGUCCUGAAGGCCCCAAGGGACUGAAGGGAGAGCUUGGACUGAAGGGGGACUUUGGUAUGCCAGGAAUGCCAGGGAAACAAGGAUUGAAGGGAGAGCCAGGUUUUCCAGGCACUCCUGGAAGAAAGGGUCAAGCUGGUAUCCCUGGUACACCUGGUUUUCCUGGAAAGAGGGGCUACAGGGGUGACAAGGGCGAACCCAGCGCAGCAGGAACUGGCAUCAAAGGAGAACCAGGGACACCAGGACUCCCAGGCCUAUCAGGAUCCAAGGGUGACAAAGGCGACCAAGGUCUCAAGGGGGAAGCAGGAUCUGAUGGUCCAGCUGGACCAAGAGGUCCUCCGGGUGCGGCAGGAGAGCCAGGGAAAUCAGAAAUCAUCAACAAUGAAAAUGAUAUUCGGAAUGUACCUUUGAUGGGCCCACCUGGCCCUCCAGGGGUCCCCGGAACACCAGGAACAAAGGGUGAAGUUGGCCUUCCAGGCCCAUCAGGUCUUGACGGAGAGAAGGGUCCUCGGGGGAAGCCUGGAGAGCCAGGUCCUGUUGGCCCAGCGGGCCCUGAAGGUCCCAGAGGGGAGAGGGGCCUGAUGGGUUUCUCAGGACCCAAAGGAGACAAGGGGGACAUGGGUCCCUUUGGAUCACCUGGUUUAGACGGCCCUACUGGUGAAAAGGGGGUUUCUGGACCCCCUGGCCCCAUUGGAUUACCAGGCACAAUGGGUCAGAAGGGCGAGUCCGGAGAUAAGGGAGGAAGGUCAGACAUGGUCUAUGGACCCCCAGGGCCUCCAGGUCCCCAAGGACCAGUUGGCCCCGCGGGACCUGAAGGACUGGGAGGACCAAAGGGGGAGCAAGGCAUAGGCAUACGGGGAGAGAAGGGAGCAUCUGGUUCGAAGGGCGAUAAAGGGGACAGGGGCCAUCUUGGACUUCCUGGAGCUCAUGGUUUAGACGGCAGGCCUGGUCGAGUGGGUUUAAUAGGACCAGUUGGUGUGGCAGGGCCUGCAGGACCAAAGGGGGAGAGAGGUUUCGUGGGAGAUUCAGGAGUCCCAGGACCAAUUGGUCCUCAAGGCAUCCCUGGUUUUGUAGGACCACAAGGAUUCAAAGGGAACCGGGGAGAGAGGGGCAAGAAAGGCAACAGGGGAACUAAAGGGGAUAAGGGAGACCAAGGAGCACCCGGAUUAGAUGCCCCCUGUCCGUUGGGGGAUGACGGCCUACCAGUAUCAGGGUGUUGGAAUAAAUAACUUCGAGGUGGCACGUGGGAUUGUACAUAGAAUAUUUAUUUUUGUACUUUGUAUGUGCUUUCUUAUACUGAUGGAAGAAAAAGAAAAUCAUAACAAAAUGCCAGGAGUUUUGUACAGAUUGUUUAUUUUUAUUACUUGUAAUAAUGUUUAUGUAUUGGAUUUUAUUUUAUAGCUAUGCAUUAUGUCAACAUGUUUGAAUAAGGAAGAAUUGCAAUGUGGCUACAUACAGCAUGAUAUUUGUGCAUAAUGUGAAUGGAUAUUGCCUAUUAACUUAUUGUAUCAUGUGAUUUUGUUUUGUUGUGACCACGCUGCACUGAAUUGUGGGGCUGGAAAGAUGAAGUGUUGGCUUAUUGAAACAUCUUAGUUGAACCCUCUUUGUAGAGAUCAUAACUAUGAAAAUGAAAGGCACCGCAAAUAAUUCCUGUCUAAAUAUGUACACAACUCAAGUCACGGUGACAGACAGCACUGUAUUUAGUCUGCACUGUACAGUAUAGCCAUUUAAAUCACUAGCACACAGAUGGAUCUCAUCCGAUUUGAACCAUUUAGGAUUUCUGAUAUCAUAAACGCAUAAAGUAUCCUGAAUACCCAGCAUGCCACACAAGCACAUUUUGUCGCUUUCUCUGAAAGGGGAUCUCAUGAAGGUGGUUUCAACUAAGAUUGCCAGACCAUUUCAAGCUUUAAUUGUUUCCACUAUGGCAAAACUGACAUUUUUAAAUAGAAAACAAAUACUUAGCAUUUGCUGCUUUUUCACUGGCUAAGUAGUUAUACAGCCAGAGUGACCAACCAUUCUAAGCUAUAGCUUCACAUAUAACCUGACCUCAAUUUGUCCAAGUUAUCUGUAAAUAUUUUUUGGGGACCAAAUCUAAGGGGCCACCCCCUGCUUUUUCACUAUCAGGCUCUCUUUAACCAUAGGUGUUUGCCUUUUUGUUAGAACGUUAUCAAAUUUAGACCAACCCAUGUUACAGGCUUUCUCUUGGAUGACGGAAAUAUUGCUGCUCACCUUUAAGGCAUGCUGCUGCAACCAGCCACAUAGCCUCUACGGCCAGUGUACCUCAUCCAUUUAUUUCUAUGAAUAAAGCCAUUAAUGGACAAUAAAUAGAUAUUUUUUGUUAAGAAGAAACAGACAUGUUAUUUACAGCGGUUUCAUAGGAUGUAGUAGUCUAUGUCGCCCUCGCUAACUGUGUUUAUGAAUCAGUAUUGAAAAAAUGGAUGAAGGGGACUGGAGUAGAGUUGCUGCUCAUUGUAAAAAAAAAGCUCUGUGUUCUGCUCUGCCUGGAAAUGUAUAGCUAGAUUAAGAGAUUGUCAGAUUACCACCCUCAAUAAAGUCUUCAUCAGGUUCUUAUACCUCA